Messenger RNA from Coffea eugenioides, 881 nucleotides. RefSeq names its product protein ASYMMETRIC LEAVES 2-like. Bases 1 to 657 code for a protein of 218 amino acids. NCBI's taxonomy places the organism in Eukaryota, Viridiplantae, Streptophyta, Magnoliopsida, Gentianales, Rubiaceae. The transcript has a single exon. The record is from RefSeq and is a predicted model, not a curated record.
AUGGCAUCAUCCUCCAAUUCACCGUGUGCAGCAUGUAAAUUUCUCCGUCGAAAGUGCCAGCCAGAAUGUGUCUUUGCACCAUAUUUUCCACCGGACCAACCCCAGAAGUUUGCAAAUGUGCACAGAGUUUUUGGAGCCAGCAAUGUAACAAAGUUGCUCAAUGAAUUGCAGCCCCAUCAGCGAGAGGAUGCUGUCAAUUCCCUAGCUUAUGAGGCCGACAUGCGUCUCCGGGACCCUGUUUACGGCUGCGUAGGGGUCAUUUCCCUCCUCCAACACCAGCUCCGCCAGCUUCAGAUGGACCUCAGUUGUGCCAAGUCAGAACUCUCCAAGUACCAAAGCCUAGGCAUCACCAGUCAUGGCCUAAUCGCGGCAGCGGCUGCUGCAGCCACAGCUACAACUCAUCACCAUCAUCACCCGCAGAAUUUAGGCAUCAACUUCAUCGGUGGAGGUGGAAGUGGCCGCGAGCAGUACUACCAUCAUCAGUUUUUCCCCAGGGAUCAGCAACAAGUGAUCCGGGCUUUUGACGGGGGCAAUAAUUAUGAUGCCAGCAGCCUUCUUGCCAUGAAUGUUUCAGCAAGCAUUGGGCAGCUGAGUCAGUUUCAGCAUCCAAGAGCUGCUGGUGGAGACGGCAGACGAACGCCCAUUGAACCAUCUUAGGGUUUCACAUACUUCUUGGACUGAAAACCCUACCAAAAUCCACCUGUUGUUGGUAAAAGGAGAUGCCCUUACCCAGCUGCCCUAGCUGUUGUUGGGUUCUACUCCUUGUUGCUUUGGAUGUUACAAUAUUGCCUUACCAUAUUGUCAUCAUACUCUGACAAUUAUUAUGCUAAAUUUUUACAAGUUCAAUCCGACUAGAAUUUUGAUGAAAUCCCAUUUUUCUG